This is a messenger RNA of Cotesia glomerata, 2145 nucleotides long. RefSeq lists its product as uncharacterized. NCBI's taxonomy places the organism in Eukaryota, Metazoa, Arthropoda, Insecta, Hymenoptera, Braconidae. The transcript has a single exon. The coding region runs from base 1 to 2145 and encodes 714 amino acids. The record is from RefSeq and is a predicted model, not a curated record.
AUGUCUCAAAACACAGGCACAACGAGUACUUAUAAUAUUGAAUUGAACAAAGAAAUUCUUAAAUUAACAUUAUCUCUAUACAAUAUUCCUGGAAUUCCUCGUAAUGGAGUACAAACUAUCUUAAACACUGUCAGUGGCUUUAUUGACGAAUCGUUCAUUCCAUUUUUAAUGCAAGAAAUUGAAUCUACUCCGAAUGUUGAACAUCGAUCUUUGCUCAAAGAUGUACAAGCAACGUUGGAAAAAAAUAAAAAACAUUUUGAAUUUGUAUCAACUGAACAUAGAAGAUUUAAACUGUUUGAACAAACUGGAUUUUUUUUUUUACCACAAGAUUAUCUUAUUGGUAGCAGUUCUAUUGAAAAAACUCAAGGAGGUUUAAUAAUUACAGAGGCGGAUGAUGUGUACGCUGUUUAUGUUUCUCUUAAAAAUACGUUAAAGUUGUUUUUUGAAUUACCAGGAUUGUUUAAUGAAGUCAGAAAUUAUGUAGAUCAUUUAAAAAAAAAUGAAAAUGUACUAUCCAAUUUUAUACAAGGAAAUCUUUGGAAAACGAUGAUAUCAUCUAAUGACACUAGGAUAGUAUUCCCAUUAUUUUUAUUCUUUGAUGACUUUGAAUGUGGAAAUGCAUUAGGUAGUCAUUCUGGUAUAAAUAAGCUAGGAGCUAUUUAUGCAUUAGUACCGUGCCUUCCACCACAUAUGGUUUCCCAAUUAUCAAGUAUACUGUUAGUUUCAUUAUUUUAUAGUUCAGACAGAAAGAUUUUUGGAAACGAAAGUAUUUGUAAAUUGUUAAUUAAGGAGCUGAAUGAUUUGAAAGAAAACGGAAUAAAAAUUAAUGUCGCUAAUGUCGAAUAUUGUAUAUAUUUUGAGUGUGGUUUGAUCCUUGGUGAUAAUUUGGGAUUAAAUUCUAUUUUUGGAUUCGUAGAAAGUUUUUCUGCAAAUUAUUCGUGCCGUAUAUGUUCAGCUCAUAAGAUAGAUUCAAGAAAAAUGAUUGUAGAAGAUAAAAAUUUACUGCGAACGAUUAACAGUUACAAUGUUGAUUUGGCAAAAAAUAAUUAUAUGUUGAGUGGGAUAAAGGAAUCAUGUGUAUUUCACGAAAUUGAUGGAUUUCAUAUUGCAACACACCAAUCAGUAGACAUUAUGCACGAUAUUUUUGAAGGCUCUGCGAAUUAUUCUAUAACAGCUAUUCUCAAUCAUUUAAUUUACAAAGAUAAUUUGUUUACGUUAAAUGUUUUAAAUAGUCGAAUACAAACAUUUAAUUACGGCGCUCUAGAAAGAUCGAAUAAGCCUUUACCAAUUUCUGCAACAUACAUGAAGACUAACCAAACUCUAAAAAUGUCAGCAGCUGAAAUGGCUUGUUUUUCACGAUACCUUGGUCUCAUGAUUGGAGAUUUAGUUCCACGGACUAACGAGGUUUGGAAAUUGUACUUAAUAUUACGCGAAAUAAUUGACUUGAUAACUGCACCACAGAUAUUACCUAGUUAUGCAAUAUUACUGGAAAACAAAAUUUCAGAACACCACUCAUUAUUUAUGAAAUUUUUUGGACAUUUAAAACCGAAGCUCCAUAAUAUGGUUCAUUAUCCUCGACUUUUAUUACAAAAUGGGCCUUUUAUUCAUCAUUGGUCAAUGAGAUUUGAAUCAAAAAAUAGAGAAAUGAGACAAUGUGCUGUUUCGACAAGUUGUAAAAAGAAUUUACUUAAGACGAUAUCUAUUAAACAUCAAUUACAACUUUGUCAUGCAUCUUAUUGCUUCGAUUCACUUAAAAAUAAAAUCACCUGUGGACCCACCCAACUUUGUGCAGAUUAUGAAGUUGCUUAUUUUGAUAAUGUUCCUCGCGAAAGAAUAAAAUCUUAUAAAUAUGUACAUGUGCAUGGAAAAAAAUUAACGUUUGGAUCCAUUAUUUUAAGACACAUUGACGAUGAUGGUCCGGUAUUUGGGAAAAUUGCGGGUUUAUAUAAAGUUAACAACACCUUAUACAUAGUUAUGUAUUCUAUAAAAACAAUCGCAUUUGAUAAACAUUAUCAUGCAUAUUUAGUUCAUGCAAAUAAUACUGCCGAUACAUAUAUAAGAGUAGACACUUUAUCUAACAUUGUAUUAGGCUUGUUAGUUAAAAAAUAUGAUCAAUGGUUUAUAGCAACUAGGCAUACUUUAUAA